GCAACUCUAGAGCAGUGCAGUCAUCGCCACAUAAUAAUCGCCUCUUGGAGAAGAUUUGCUUUUCUAGCACAGUCAAAAUCGUAAACAUUUUGUAAAACUAUGGCGAAUUUCAUGCAAAAUAGUGUUGUGAGCUAUGCCUGCACCUGUGGCCUUGUAAAUCCAAUAACGAAACUAUUUUUCUGUCGUCACUGCUUGAAGCUGAGGUGUGGUUUCUGUGUCUGCCAUGAAGUGGACUCACAUUUCUGUUCCAAUUGUUUGGAAAACAUACCGUCAUCGGAGGCAAAACAUAAAAAGAAUUGCUGCACCAAUUGUUUCAAUUGUCCCUGCUGUCAACAUACUUUAUCUGCGCGAGCCACAAUGGUCGUGGUACCGAAGAAAACGGAUGACUCUCCAAAGGAGGGCGAAGGUGAUGGCGUUAAGGCCGUAACGAAGAAAAUGUACUAUCUCUCUUGUUUGGGUUGCCGUUGGACAUCGCGCGACGUCGGCAUACCUGAUCAGAAUGUUGCGACUGGUGCAUGGCCGGAAAACGAAUGUUCAUACCAGACGCGUUUUAAUGCAUUGUUGGAAUAUUAUCAGGCGGUCGUUUUGCAAGACAAACAAGAGAAGCAGGAGUAUUUAAGACGUAAAACGCCAAAAGCACACAAAUUCCCAUCCUUGACCGAUCGCACCGGUUUGACCGUUUCGAUGAUACGUCGACAAAUCGGUUGGCCUGAUAAAAACACUCAGAAAGCCAAGCCCGUGAACAUCACGCCUUCUGUUGCUACAGAUGAACUUGAAGAUCUACCCGCAGAUGUUUUCACGCAGCCAAUAAAUUUGCGCAACGUAAGCAAUAUUCAGCAACGCCAUGGCCAACCAUCCGAUCAGCCAUUCACUGUGAAUAAGUUGUAUCCGCAACGCAGAAUUUUAUGGAUUAAACGUUCCUUGCGUUGUCGUCAAUGUGAGCAUAAUGUGAUUAAACCGGAAUACCAUCCCACCUCGGUGAAGUAUCGCAUACAACUGUUCGCAAAUUAUCACGUUCCAGACGUUUUACUCGUACGCAGUGAGGAAGUGUUGCAUGCUGGAAAAUCGAGUUCGAUUAUACUGAAACUUACUAAUCCAACAAUGCAUGACAUGUCAAUAAAAAUAAAGGAAUUACCAACGCUUGCUGAAGAAUUGGAAAUGAUUGAAGAGUUUAAACUCGCUUGCAAAAUUAAAGAAAACACAGCAACAAGCGCAGCUGCCGAAUCGCUGAAAUCAAUAACAAGUUCGCCUUCGUUGACGAGUACCACACUUUCAAGACAAACAUCACUUAUAGAGGAUCCACGUAUUGUUCAGCAAAAGGCAAAUGUCAAAUUAAAUAACAGUGAGUUAAACUUUGUGCUCAAUCAACGCGACGAUUCUACUGAAUUCGACGAAGAUGUACAAACGCCGCGCGAGGAACCAGAAUUUAUUAUCUGGCGUAAAUCGAAUAAGGUCUCAAUACGUCUCCCAUUUACAACUGAUGAAUCAUUGAAAGCUGGCGAUUUGGUGAAAGUGGGUUUCACAAUGGAGUAUACAUAUGUAAAUACGGUGACCAACACACCAACUUCUCAUACGUUGAGUGCACGCGUGUUUAUCGAUGCUGGACAAAUAUUAGGAGAAUAAGUUAAUUGUGAAAUAUUUAUAAUUUUAGAGCAAAUUAUUACGCUACAGAAUGAAUAAUCCCAGUUGUGAGCUUAAUGUCAUUUCAUGAUUUGCUUUGCAAAUAACUUUGCUUUCUUGCAGUAUUUUCAAAAGAAUAACGGAUGCAUUGUAGCCUCUUAUUAGCGAUUAUUUAUGCUAAAUAAAAUGGGUACUAAGCA
Messenger RNA from Bactrocera neohumeralis, 1820 nucleotides. It is a transcript of the gene DCTN4-p62, whose product is annotated as dynactin subunit 4. Gene Ontology annotation, cellular component: dynactin complex. The record is from RefSeq and is a predicted model, not a curated record. The transcript has 7 exons. Lineage: Eukaryota; Metazoa; Arthropoda; Insecta; Diptera; Tephritidae. Bases 100 to 1623 code for a protein of 507 amino acids.